Molecule: messenger RNA, 576 nt
Organism: Drosophila takahashii
Lineage: Eukaryota; Metazoa; Arthropoda; Insecta; Diptera; Drosophilidae
Source: RefSeq, a predicted model, not a curated record
AUGGCCGCCGAAAAGAAGAAACCCCCGCCGAAGAAGAAGUCGCCGGAGAAAAAGAAGAGCGGGGACAAGUCGAAAAAGAAGUCGGACGACGAUACACAUUCCAAUCUAUCCAAGAUUUGUUAUCUUAUAGCCGUUUCUGAUCUGCUGCAUGCCUUGUAUUUCACCGUUCAAGCGAUGAUUCUGUUGGUUAAGCAGUUCAGCGUUUUUGCUAUGUUGGCGCUUCUGGGUGUCAUUUUCUGGGUUAUUAUUGUCAUUAUGCUGCUUGUUGGUCUAUGCAAGCGCAAGCCAGGUUUGGUUCGAUUUUGGCUCAUAUUCUCCAUAGUCGGCUUUAUCACCGACAUUAUAUUUCUGCUUUGGGGCAUUGCGACUUCAAUCACUGUGGAUUGGGACCGGCUUGAAGAGUUUUCAAUCAUUAUUCUUGGCAUAUUUAUUGAAUGUUCCUGCAUUUGUUUAAUACAUCGGUACUACAAGGUUAUGGGUGAGAAACCAAAAGAGAAAAGGACCUUAUGUUGCGGCGGAAAUAAUGACAAAAAAAAGUCGAACAAAAAGAAGGAAAAGAAAAAGGGCAAAAAAUAA